Anisakis simplex (herring worm) is the source of this 483-nucleotide messenger RNA. The record is from the annotation of a GenBank genome assembly. Lineage: Eukaryota; Metazoa; Nematoda; Chromadorea; Rhabditida; Anisakidae.
GAAGAAACGAAUAUCACGUUGAAUACAGUGGAUAGUAUCGAUUCGUUUGUGCACGAGAUUCAGAGUGGUCAUUGGGAUACGGUGCUGAAGGUGAUUCAACCACUGAAAUUACCCGCGAAGAAAUUGAUUGAUCUUUACGAGCAGAUUGUUAUCGAGCUGACAGAACUCCGCGAGAUUGGAUGUGCACGUCUGCUGCUGAGACAAACUGAUCCAAUGCAGUUGCUGAAGAACAUGGAACCUGAGAGGUACGCUCGUUUGGAUAAUCUGUUAGCAAGGUCCUACUUCGAUCCGCGUGAGAUCUAUCCAGAGGGAAGUUCGAAAGAGAAGCGACGUGCAGCAAUCGCACAGUCACUUUCUGCUGAAGUGAAUGUGGUUCCACCGUCCAGAUUGUUGGCCUUAUUAGCGCAAGCGUUGAAGUGGCAACAACAUCAGGGCUUAUUACCACCAGGUCAGUUGGAUGCUUUAUUGCCAGCUCUUUGCUGA